This is a messenger RNA of Funneliformis geosporum, 467 nucleotides long. The record is from the annotation of a GenBank genome assembly. NCBI's taxonomy places the organism in Eukaryota, Fungi, Glomeromycota, Glomeromycetes, Glomerales, Glomeraceae.
ACAGGGUUGCCACCACCAAUACUCGGGCCAGGACAGGAACCGAUACUCCCAAUCCAGAUGGGAAUAGACAGGAGCGCCCUAUUUCAGAAUAUGUCAAGUACAUCACCUUCAUAUUCAGAGCUUCAAAUUUCAAUAAUUUUGUUUUAGUCAGAAGUCUACGAGCCCAAGUUGGAUCAAGAACACUCCAAUCGGUUGAGAAAGGUAAUAUAUCAUAUCUAGAAUGGUCAAGACAAUAUCAGACAGAAUCAGGACAUGACAAAUAUCGAAGAAGAGAAGCUAAGUGUAAGUUGAGUCUGACUCCGCGUUUGAGGAAAGGCAUAAAAAUCGGGAAAAAGAAACGUUUGAGUAUGGGGUACGCGUCCUUGCCGAAUACGUGCAAUGCUGUUGAGCAAGUUGCUCUUGCAGAGAUAUCCCAAGUUUCGCGUUUGAUAAUACUUACAAAUGCAGGACAAGGAGAAAAUGUGCGA